GUCAAGUAUCAACGGGCUAGUUUGCUUUGCCGCAGAAGAGUGGUGUGUGUGAAAUACUCAAACUGCAAGGAAAAUACGGAAUUGACAUAAUAAUAAAAUAAUUUAAUAAUUUAUCAUCAAUUCAUAAAUAAAAAGAUGCUAACUUCCAGUUUAAAAUCAUUGGCCAAUAAAAUAUAUUUUUCACGCUUUAGUACAUUAGCUGUAGAAUCAAUAGCAACAUUAGAUGACUUUCGAACAAACGAAUCACAUACUUCAAAUCAUACCGAACAACAUUUAGGUCGUUUUUAUACUAUUUCUGCUGAAGAAAAGAAAAAGCUCUUUGGAAAUGGAGGAUUUCCAAAGUCAUUUGAAAAACAAACAAAGACUUUUGCGGAAACCACAUUUAUGAUUCGACAACCAGCUCUUGAAAUUAUUGAAUAUAUCAAAAGGACAAACUUUAAUAAUCCUGUUAUUCGUUAUGUUCUAUAUGGCGAAAACGGUGUUGGAAAAUCGAUUACCUUAGCUCAUAUGAUACACUAUGGUUAUCAAAAUGAUUUUGUUUUAAUACACAUACCAUGGGUUCCAAAUUGGUUCAAAAGACCAAAGGAAAUAGCAAAUUCUGAUAAAGAGGGUUUUGUUGAUUUACCAUUUGACGCAGCGGCUUGGCUUGUACAUUUUAAAUUACAAAAUACGGAUUUGUUAAAUAAAUUGAAUUUAAAAACUUCUAAGGAUUAUGUUUGGAGUAAACGAGAGACAACACCUGCUGGUUCAACACUUUUACAAUUGGUUGAACAUGGAAUAAAUCGUAUAAAGUUCUCAACGGGUACAAUUGAGGCGUUAAUUUCUGAGCUAAAGCAACAAGCUACCGAUAAUAAAUGUAAAGUAAUGGUGUGUAUUGAUGGCUAUAAUGCAUUUUUUCAUUCAAAAACCAGAGUUGUAUCAGAUACAAAAGCAAAAAUGACACCAAAUAAAAUAACUAUUACUCAACCUUUUUUGAAUAUAACCAACUUCGAUUGGAAAAAUGGCGUUUGUGUCCUUGUUGUGGAUAAAAUUGCUCUAACGGAAGAUAGAAUGGAAAGUCAUUUACCAAAAUAUUUGUUAGGAAUGAAUGGAUUUGAACACCUUGACCCUUUUAUUCCAAUCAAAGUUGCAAAAUAUGACGAUAAAGAAUUUGAAAAUUGUAUUAAUUAUUAUCUGAAUAGAAAAUGGAUUCAAAAUGUUGAAAAAGGAUUUGAUGCGGAGCUCAAAUUUUUAAGUGGCCAAAAUCCUUAUAAAUUAAUGAAUUUAUGUGCUCCACUUUAGUUGCAACAUAACAAAAAUAAUAAGUAUUGUAUUGUUUUAUUUUUUAAAUAAUUAGUUAAAUAAACUUUUAAAAACUAA
This is a messenger RNA of Condylostylus longicornis, 1359 nucleotides long. RefSeq names its product 28S ribosomal protein S29, mitochondrial (gene mRpS29). The transcript is spliced from 2 exons. The record is from RefSeq and is a predicted model, not a curated record. Gene Ontology annotation, biological process: apoptotic process. Gene Ontology annotation, molecular function: structural constituent of ribosome. The coding region runs from base 136 to 1281 and encodes 381 amino acids. Gene Ontology annotation, cellular component: mitochondrial small ribosomal subunit; mitochondrial ribosome. Lineage: Eukaryota; Metazoa; Arthropoda; Insecta; Diptera; Dolichopodidae.